AGGUUCUGCGCCAGUUGGCAGCGCCACUCGCGCUGCGUUACGAAGUUUCACUUUUAUAUUUGUUUUGUCACUAUUCAUUCACUAUUUGAAGCUAGUCAGUCACCAAAAAAUGUUGGCGUCGCGAUUGAAUCACCUAACUUCACGCCUCCAGGUGCUGCGCAGGUGCUCCACCACGCCAGGUCGCCAGCAGAAGGAGAAGCCCGUUGAAGUUCACGAUCCUUUGCAGGCGAACGCCUUGAAGGAGCAAUGCAUUUUAGUAGACGAAAAUGACAGAGCCAUAGGAUCAGUAUCCAAGGCAGACUGCCAUAGAGUGCAUCCACAGACGAAAGACGUGAAGCUGCAUCGCGCGUUCAGCGUAUUUCUCUUCAAUGCCAAAGGUGAAAUGCUGGUGCAAAGGCGUUCAGUUCACAAGAUUACCUUUCCCAAUACAUAUACAAACGCCUGCUGCAGCCACCCGCUUCAUGAGAUUGAGCAGGAGCGUCAGGAGUCCAACGCUCUGGGCAUCCGGCUGGCUGCCCAGCGUCGUCUGAACUACGAGCUGGGCAUACCAACAGAUGAAAUCCAGCCGGAGGACUUUCACUACCUCACGCGUAUCCACUACGCCGAUGCGGGCGAUGGUGUUUGGGGUGAACACGAGAUCGACUACAUACUCUUCCUGCAGAAGGAUGUAACGCUGAAGCCCAACAGCAACGAGGUCAGCGAGGUGCGAUUCUUGAAACGCGACGAGAUCGACGACGCAGUCUCAAAUUUCAGCGCCCCAUUGACCCCCUGGUUUUCCCUCAUAUUGCGUCACCGCCUCAAACAAUGGUGGGACAACUUGAACGGGUUAAAACAGUUCGAGGACUUGAAAAACAUACAACGCUUUUAAAUAUGCACUCUAAAUAUGCUGUGCUGACGAACCAAAAAUACAAGUAUAACCAAUGA
Messenger RNA from Drosophila pseudoobscura, 924 nucleotides. RefSeq names its product Isopentenyl-diphosphate delta isomerase (gene Idi). NCBI's taxonomy places the organism in Eukaryota, Metazoa, Arthropoda, Insecta, Diptera, Drosophilidae. The transcript has 2 exons. Bases 110 to 868 code for a protein of 252 amino acids. The record is from RefSeq and is a predicted model, not a curated record. Gene Ontology annotation, cellular component: cytoplasm. Gene Ontology annotation, molecular function: isopentenyl-diphosphate delta-isomerase activity. Gene Ontology annotation, biological process: isoprenoid biosynthetic process; isopentenyl diphosphate biosynthetic process.